This is a messenger RNA of Myotis lucifugus (little brown bat), 1770 nucleotides long. Its product is annotated as erythroid transcription factor-like. The record is from RefSeq and is a predicted model, not a curated record. Lineage: Eukaryota; Metazoa; Chordata; Mammalia; Chiroptera; Vespertilionidae. Gene Ontology annotation, molecular function: RNA polymerase II cis-regulatory region sequence-specific DNA binding; zinc ion binding; DNA-binding transcription factor activity, RNA polymerase II-specific. Gene Ontology annotation, biological process: negative regulation of transcription by RNA polymerase II; cell fate commitment; positive regulation of transcription by RNA polymerase II. The transcript has 4 exons. Bases 599 to 1702 code for a protein of 367 amino acids.
UUGCAAUGACAGGUGGACAUGUGACAGUUCUGAUCAAUGGAGAGAGCACAAUGACUUACACAACUUCCAGGCCUGGCCCAUAGGAACCUCUCAUGGGUCCUUUAAUGAGCCCUGGCUGGUGUUCUCAGUGGUGAGAGCAUGGGCUUGUGCACUGAAGGGUCUCGGGUUUGAUUCCCAGACAAGGGCAUGCACCUGGGUUUAGGUUCGAUCCCCAGCCCCAGUUGGAGCAUAUGCAGGCAGCUGCUGCACUGGCUUUUCCGGCAGGGUUCCAUGUUACUGGGGUUGCCAUGGAGACCUUUAGCUAGUGUAGAACCCAACAAAGAGGCCAUCUUAGAAAUGGCUGGAAGCCCUCACGAGGCUUUGUGGAUCACGUUCCCUGUGUAUGUGCAGACCUGGGAAUAUACAUCCCCAGACUGCCUCAUUGGGACUGAAUAUGGUAAGUAGGUGGGGGUGGCCCUAGUUGAGUGGCCCAUGGGGCUCCACACAGUUAUGCUCAAAGCCCAUUGGGAAAAGGCUGCAGGUGACUGCAGCUGCCAGAGUGGCCAGUGGGGCUCAGACCCAGGAGUCACCCAAUGGCCAGCAGCUGCUCUGGCAACCUAUGGGAAGGUGGGAAGGUUGGCCACCAUGUGGGGCUGUUGGGAACCACUGCACCCUGAAAGCAGGAUGGCUUCAGACCUUCUGUUCCCUUCUUUCUUCCUUCCCAUACCCAUCCACACCCCAAACAGCCUUCCAGGUGAAUUCAUGCCUCUUCUGUCUGGAGGGGACCCUAAGAGGCUCACCAUACACCAGCUGGGCCUAUGGCAACACGGGGCUCUACCAUCCCACAACUGUGAGCCCCCCCUGGGACUACACCCCUCCCCAGGCCUCCGAAGAUUCCUAUGGGAGAGGCACCUUCCCAGAGAACUUCAGGACAGAGCGACUGAGUCCGGACCUGUUGGCACUGGGACCUGCAGUGCCUUCCUCCAUCCCUGUCCCCAGCAGUGCCUACGGGCCCCCCGACUUUCCCAGGAGCUUCUUUCCUCCAAUCAGAAGCCCCCCCAGUCCAGCGGUCUAUUCUUCCCCCAACCUUCCUGGAACCCUGCCCCCGUCCACCUGUGCAGGGGCCAGGAAGAAUAGGUACUGCAGAGCGAGAGCCACUCCACAUUGCUGGCUGUGCAAUGCUGAUGGUCAGAUGAUGAAUAGGCGGAACAAGCCCCAAAGGCGCCGGAAGGUCAGCAAGCGGGCAGGUGCCCAGUGCUCCAACUGCCAGACAACCAUCACGGCAGUGUGGCGGCUGAAUGCCAAUAGAGACCCCGUGUGCAAUGCCUGCGGCAUUUACUACAAGCGACACCAGGUGAACCGGCCACUGACCAUGCGGAAGGAUGGUAUCCAGUCUAGAAAACCCAGGGCAUCACAGAAAAAAAAGAAGCCAGUGUCGAGUCUGGCAGGCACAGGACCAGGUGAUGCUCCGGCUGGUGGCUUCAUGGUGGUGGCUGGGGGCAGCGAUGGUGGGAAUUGUGGGGAAGUGGCCUCAGGCUUGACAUUGGGCCCACCUGGUACUGCCCAUCUCUACCAAGGCCCCGGCCCAGAGGUGCUGUCAGGGCCUGUCAGCCACCUCAUGCCUUUCCCCGGGCCCCUGUUGGGUUCAUACACAGGCUCCUUCCCCACAGGCCCCAUGCCUCCCACCACCACCAGCACUGUGGAGGCGCCACUGAGCCCAUGAGGACACAGAGCAUGGCCUCAGAGCAGGGGUAGGGCCCCUCUCCGCGUGGAGCCAGAAGUUUCUACAAC